GGUUGGUUGGGGGAGGUGGUGCUUAGGUCGGAGGAGGAGGUUGCGCCUACCGAGCAAGGGCAGGGGCAGGCACUGGAUGCUCGCAAACAUAGUGGGCACGCAACCCCUUCACCCAGCUCCUCAGCCGUUCCCCACCCCCACCCGCGCACACGCAUCACACACCCAAACCCAAACACAAGCCCAAGCCCAAGCCCAACCCCAGACGGCGGCGAAGCGCUCGCAAUGCAGUUCUACCGCGUCGAACUUGCGGAACAGAGACGGUUGAUGGGGGUUAUGGAACAUCAUUCUAGGGAGUGUUUUGUAGUUUCUGGCGGGGAGGGGGGGAGCGUGGGCGUGGGCGGGGAUGGGGAGGGAGUGGGCCGUGGUGCUGCGGGCGGUGGGGGGAUGACGGGGGGCGCGGGGUUGAAUGGGUUUAUGGGAGGUGUGAAAGGGCUUAUGGGGGGGAAUGGGCUGCACGGACCGGCGACAGCGACAGGAUCUACACCCGCUACUGUGAACGGGAACGGGACCGGGAAUGGGAUUGGAGGCGCCUCCCUGGAAGGGAAAGAUUAUGCCCAGUCGCACUCCCAGGCGCGUUCGCACACCGCCCGUGCUGGCUUCCACCCCCCGGCAGACGAGACCGAAUUCCCAUUCUCGAUCACAGCAGGUAUCGAGAAAGGUGCUCUGAACCGGUACCGCAACAUCUGGCCCUUUGCACAUACGCGAGUGCGUUUGCCAAAAGGCACUGCGAGCGACGGGUCGGAUUACGUUAACGCUAGCUUUGUACAUCCUCGUGGUACGCGCAGGAGGUAUGUGUGUGCGCAAGGACCGCUCGAAGCUACCCGGGGCGAUUUCUGGAACCUCGUCUGGGACCAGAACAUUACUACUAUUAUCAUGCUAACGAAGCAGACUGAAGCGGGGCUGUCAAAAUGUUGUCCAUACUGGAGUCAGCCGCUAGCUGGGCCAUUCAAGCUUAAGCUCCUCUCUGCCCAAGGGGGGGAAGAUGAGCCCGGAACAGGAGUGGGAGGAGGAGGAGGAGGCGGGUUCUUCGACAUGCACGGUACAACGGACGAACAAGGGCCUAUAAAGCGCGUAUUCGCUUUGAGCAAACACGGUUCCCAAGGAGAACGGAUCGUCACCCAACUACAGAUGGUCUCCUGGCCGGACUGGGAAGUACCCCAUUCGCCACGCACCCUGCUAGGCCUGAUCGAGCAGACGAACCAGCUUCGCGCUCGUGCGAAGGACCCGGACGCUCCUGUGCUCGUGCAUUGUUCGGCUGGCGUGGGACGCACGGGGAGUUUCGUACUUAUUGAUGCUGUUUUGGACGGGUUGAGGUCUGAGCUCUUGGAGAGGAAGGCGAGGCUCGAUAGGGGGGAUAAGCUCUCCCUCCACAGGAACGGGAACGGGAAGGCGGAAGGCAUGGGCAUGGGCUUGGGCUUGGGAUCGGCAGUCGCUCCCCCCUCCGCCUCCGCCUCUGGGGGCACGAAUGGGAGUGCAAGCGCUAGUGGAAGCUUCUCUUCCCUCUCGUUGUCUUUCCGCCUCCAUAGGCAGAGCUCGAUGGACAGCUCUGCGCCUACAUCUCGUUCUCCCAGUACGGAUAUCUCCCUUCCUCCUUCGCCUGGCCCGGCGCACGCCGCCGCCGCCGCCACAGCAGCAGCAGCAGCAGCAGCAGCAGCGAAACUCAGCCCGUCGGAAUCGAUAGUCACCCUCCUCCCCUCUCACUCGCCUCUAUCCCUCACCUCCAACCCCAACCCAGAAUCCUUCCAUCACUCAUUCGACUACACCCUCCCCCGUAGCAAGCACGCCCGUGCCCACCCGAGCCGCACACCCACACCAUUGAGCUCCAUGCACCCCGAUCCUAUCCAGCAGGUGUUGGAGGAUAUGCGCGAGCAGCGGAUGUCGCUCUGUCAGAGCUUGACGCAGUAUGUCUUUUGUCAUAGGGCGAUAUGUGAGGGGGCGAUCGGGAUUGCGCGAGAGGUGUUUGGGGAGGACUGGCCUGGGGAUCUUGAUGCCCAUGCUGAUGUGGAUGGUCCCACGCCGGCAUCGCCGUCGAUCCUUUCCCCCAAUGCCAUGGAGCUCGAUUCCCCGGAAUUCAACUUUUCACACGCUCACACACCGAUGGCAUUGGCCAACCCCAACCUGCACAUGCACGCAAAACGCGCUGCGAGCAAAAGCCCAGAACAAGUAGAACGUCUCCUCUCCCUCAGCCCGGGGAUGGACGUCUCCCUCUCACCCUCCGGCUCCCCUUGUCCUGCCGCUCCUGCCAUGCUGCAGAAUGGGGUUCCUACUCCUACUCCUGGCAUGGGGUUGGUUCAUGAGAGCAUGAUGAGCAGGAAACCGAGUGUGAAGAGGCAGAUGACGCGCAGGGGAGACGUGGCCUGCGGUGCUGCUUCCCCAAUGUCGAUGCGGUAGCGUGGGAAGCGGGUGUUGUACACCGCAUUGGCGUUGUUGUUGUAUCGGAAUAGGAUAGGGUUUCUUUCGCUUUCCUUCUUCUCUCGCGGUAUCUUUUUCCUUCUCGGCUUGGUUUUCCCGCAUAUGCUCGCCUUUCUCGGUAUUUGCCCGCUCGCCGAGCGGCCGCCACUGUAUCCC
Messenger RNA from Dacryopinax primogenitus, 2568 nucleotides. RefSeq lists its product as uncharacterized. The transcript has 3 exons. The coding region runs from base 223 to 2391 and encodes 722 amino acids. NCBI's taxonomy places the organism in Eukaryota, Fungi, Basidiomycota, Dacrymycetes, Dacrymycetales, Dacrymycetaceae. The record is from RefSeq and is a predicted model, not a curated record. Gene Ontology annotation, molecular function: protein tyrosine phosphatase activity. Gene Ontology annotation, biological process: protein dephosphorylation.